AAAUUAUUUUCAGCUGUUCACACAUGGAUUUAACUGCUGAAUAUCGAGUGCAAAUCUUUAUAAAUAUAUCCAAAUUCGAAGGAAAGCAAUUCAGUCUUCUGUUUUCGCUUUUUCCAACAUGAACUUCAGUCUUUAUUUAUUUUCUGUGUUGUUGUGUGGAUUCUUUCCUCAGAAUAAAGCUCAAACCAGAAACUGUACGAAUGCGUGUAUAUCACGAGCUAGGUGCAAUCCAUACUAUAAAAAUCUUGUCUGGGCAAUUGAAGGUCGGAUGUGUCGCGUUUUUCAGAACGGCUGCCUUUUUGGCAAUGAAAACUGUAUGAGGGCCAAUCAAUGUCAACGUCCCUUGGUUGCUACUUCAAAGGAGAGGUGUAUGGAAUUUUGCCCAAGAAUGUGUUAUAGAGGAGCACCUAGGGUGUGUGGAUGGUUUCCCCAAACACUGUGCAACGGCACAAAUGUGGGUCGGGAAAUGACAUUUGGAACUCGAUGCUUCCUUGAUAUGUACGCCUGCCGUAAUGCCGAAGCAUACGUAAAUGAACCACGCAAUGGACCCUGCUCACGCUAAGUUCGAUUUCUGUUUUUAAAAAAUACGCACUGUUUCACCCCUUUUGAACUGCACUCCUUGAAUUUUACAAUAGCUCCUGAUAAUAUUGAAUAUCAAUUAACAAUAAGUAUUUUAAACCUUACCGUGUUUUCUCUUUAACAAAG
This is a messenger RNA of Drosophila ficusphila, 705 nucleotides long. RefSeq names its product salivary glue protein Sgs-5. The transcript is spliced from 3 exons. The record is from RefSeq and is a predicted model, not a curated record. The coding region runs from base 119 to 562 and encodes 147 amino acids. Lineage: Eukaryota; Metazoa; Arthropoda; Insecta; Diptera; Drosophilidae.